CAGCGCAGUGUGUUCAGAGCUCAUUCUGCGCUGUGCUCUGGUUGAAACAGUUAUACUUCUGACACUCUUCACUCUCAACAUGGUUGCCCAAGUUAAGUCGAAUUUACCUCAAUGCAGCAAAGCAAUGGAUGGAAACCAGCAUAAGAUGGAAGCAAAUGUCCUCCUGCUUGGAGCCGAGAAUGUCGGGAAAUCAGCUCUUACUGUGCGGUUUCUUACCAAAAGAUUUAUUGGUGAAUAUGGUGAUAUUGAGUCAAUAUACAGCCACAUUGAUAAAAUUGGUGGGCGGGAGAUUUCCUUCAACAUCUGGGACUCCCUGUAUCCUCAGAGCUGCGAGAGCUCCAAGUCAGUGAAUGAAGAACAUCUGCGUUGGGCAGAUGGCAUUGUGCUUGUCUACAGUAUCUGUGACCGCUCCAGCUUCGAAGUGGUGCAACAGCAGGUCGCACUUAUCCAGAAGCUGUCCUCUUCCUCCGGCUCCUCAGUACCCAUGGUAGUGGUGGGCAACAAGAGGGACCUACAGCAUCGUCGCGUCGUCUCAAGUGAGGAAGGGCGACAACUUGCCCUCUCAGCAGACUGUGGCUUCUUCGAGGUCUCGGCAGCUGAGGCGUACCAUGGCGUUCUGCUUGUCUUCCGCGGUCUACAUGAGCUCAUAAAGGAGGCCAGGGGUGCCAAGAAAGGAACGGCUGGUAUUAUGGGCAUUGUAAAGACUGUGUCUGCUGUCUUCAGUAAGAAACGGGAGUAGAACCUCUUGUAUUUUACUUUUUAUGAAAGAUGAUAUGACAAAUUUGUCAUGUCCCCAUGCACAGACAGCAUGAUUAAUAGCCAGAGAGAGCAAGAGUGAUCUGGACAGCCAUGGAUCCUAUUAAAGAGGAGUAUUUGUAGGAACCAGGUUGUCUUUUUGUAAGUUGAAGGCUAAAAUGAAGAUCCUAGAAGGUUUACUGAGAUGGGAAGAUGGUUUCUUCAUGUAUCUGAGCUUUUGGAUAGCGUACAGCCAGUGACUUUCUGAUCAUGGAGUGAUACAGGCCAAGAAAAGGGGGCUCAGCUGUUGUAAGAGUUUCAGGAGAAUCUGAGAGAUGUGCAGAUUGAGUCAUAUGCAUUUGAGGGUUAAAUCAAAGUGCAUCGUUCUGAAGACAAUUUAUUCAUACAACCAAUGUAUGUAGCCUACUGGAGAGCUUUAUUAUAUAAUCCUAGGUGUCUUAUGUACCAAUGUUGAAGAGCCUGUAUGCACUGACUGCUAAUCCAGAGUCUGCAUGGAAAGUUUUAUAUAGUACAGUUGUUAUAUAAAUUAUAGAAAAUAAAAAUGCUUCAAAAAUA
Messenger RNA from Neoarius graeffei (lesser salmon catfish), 1311 nucleotides. Its product is annotated as Ras-related and estrogen-regulated growth inhibitor-like protein. The record is from RefSeq and is a predicted model, not a curated record. Bases 80 to 739 code for a protein of 219 amino acids. Gene Ontology annotation, molecular function: GTPase activity; GTP binding. The transcript has 4 exons. Lineage: Eukaryota; Metazoa; Chordata; Actinopteri; Siluriformes; Ariidae.